Messenger RNA from Ochotona princeps (American pika), 1060 nucleotides. RefSeq names its product cilia and flagella associated protein 107 (gene CFAP107). The transcript is spliced from 4 exons. Bases 358 to 942 code for a protein of 194 amino acids. The record is from RefSeq and is a predicted model, not a curated record. Lineage: Eukaryota; Metazoa; Chordata; Mammalia; Lagomorpha; Ochotonidae.
CUGGGCAACAACGCAGGACUCAAGUCCUUCUGUGAUCGCUCCUGUGGUGGUGGCUUCGACUUCACUCCUGCAGAAUCAGCCACCCUGUCACCUAGAGUAUUUAUUCCCAGAGUCUGUCACCAUGGAGACAGUCAACAGUAGAGAAUCCAAGAUCCUGGCUCUGCUCCCUGGGGGCUGAGAGUGGACUCUCAGGGCCCGUGGAUCCCCUGAAGCCAGCAGGCGUCAUCCACUGCUCACGCAAGAAGGCAGCUGAGCAGCAAGACAAGGCAUCUUCGACUCAACAACUCCUAACGUCUCCUGCUCCCGGAAACCACACACUGGGCCAGUAGUCAACGACACCUGGGCCAGAGUCUCAGCAUGUUCUGGACGGCAGUAAGUCCACAGUCAUUCUCUACUCCAAGCUGGCAGAUUGAAGCCAAGUAUUCGACCAGAGUGCUCACCGGAAACUGGGUGGAAGAGAGGAAGAAGUUCACCAGGGCCACCGAGACGACGCUUCAGAGCCUCUACAGAAAAGAUUACGUCCCCAUCCUGGGCCACCAGCCGGACCUGAUCUCCAGGUGGUAUGGGAAGAGGAGAAUUGAGGGGCUCCCGUACAAACACCUGAUCACCCACCACCAGGAGCCCCAGCACCGCUACCUUAUCAGCACCUAUGACGACCACUACAACCGGCACAACUACAACCCCGGCCUGCCUCCGCUGCGUACCUGGAGCACCCAGAAGCUGCUGUGGCUGCCGGAGAAGGCCGACUUCCCCCUUCUCGCCCCGCCCACCAACUAUGGCCUCUUGGAGCGGCUGAAGCAGAGCUGGCUGGCGCCCAAGGCUGGCCCGAGGGAGAGCGUCUAUACCUCGUCCUACCCCAGGCCGCCGCUGUGCGCCCUGUCCAGGCGGGAGCAUGCCAUCCCCGUCCCUCCCCCACGCCUGCACCCCAUCCCACAGUUGUGAGAAGUGUCCCCCAGCCUGAGGCACGCAGAGACCCAGGCCGGCCGGGGAAGGGGUUCCCCAGCAACAGGUGCGCUGUGUGCUCCUGUCUUGUCCACCCAAUUAAAGCUCUUUGACGCGA